Sipha flava (yellow sugarcane aphid) is the source of this 6772-nucleotide messenger RNA. RefSeq names its product otoferlin-like. The record is from RefSeq and is a predicted model, not a curated record. The transcript is spliced from 37 exons. Lineage: Eukaryota; Metazoa; Arthropoda; Insecta; Hemiptera; Aphididae. Gene Ontology annotation, biological process: plasma membrane organization. Bases 79 to 6222 code for a protein of 2047 amino acids. Gene Ontology annotation, cellular component: membrane.
CGACCCCGCCGCAGUCGUCGCAGUCGUCGUUGCGCGUCCGCACUGUCUGCGCGUUUCCCGGUUUUUCCGAGUGCCACCAUGCGCUUAGUCGUCAAGAUCAACUGUUGCAAGGUGCCCAAGUACAGCGGCGAGAGACUGUUCAAAUUGGAAUUCAGAGGUAUUGAACAGCAUUCCGAAAUUAUCGAUUCCACAUUAGUAAAUCAAAGCUUUGAAUGGCCUCUAUCGAAGCGGUUAGAGAACGACGAUGUGCUCAUUGUGCAUCUAUUGAGCCAUCAACGCCACCAGUGCGACAAGACCUUAGGGUAUUAUACACUUCCUAUGGAUAGGGUAGUGGCCGAAGUUCAUGUCCAUCUAGUGGACUCGUUUUCGGACAUAAAUGAUAGAACUCUUCCGAUUACUAUCGAUUUAGACAUCGAAUACAUGUCGUCGAACGGCAGCGGCAACGGUAGUCAAAAUCGGACGCCAUCGUUGUUCAGUUCACGACCCGAGUCGCCCAUCGAGUCAACGGACGAACGGCAGAUGCUGCUGGACGUGGAGAAAAACAUCGCCAACCUGGAGAAGACAUUCACCGAUAGCCGGAAGAUGGGCGAGCGACAGGAUGACGAGGAUGUUGCGGGAGGUGCGAAGGAUAGCGCAGGACGAGGCAGGACGAGCAAGAAAGGAUUGUUCCGGUACAGCUCAUUCACUUCGGAUAAAGACGGCGGCGGUGUGGAGCGAAAAAGCCGUGGAACAAUGUUCAAAAAAGGCGUUAAAAGUUUAAUGAGAAUGGGUAAACAGAGAAAUUCACAAGACAAGGAGGCAUUGGUGGACAGCGAUGAUAGUGCACAAAUGGCUCCUAUUACUUAUCGAAGAGGCCACGCGACAGAGACAAGUGAUCUUUCAUCGGACAACGAGUCUAUUAACUCCCUCAACGCUGAAUAUUCACCCAAGCCGAGAAAACCGUUGAAACACAAAGAUCAACUAAAUACGACCCAGAACGCACUCAAAUCGCAAGAUUUUCAAGUUUGCGUUACUAUCAUUGAAGCCAGACAACUGGCAGGGUUAAAUAUGGAUCCCGUGGUCUGCGUACAAGUUGGUGAAGUAAAGAAAUACACGAGCGUGAAGGAAAGCACUAAUUGCCCAUACUACAACGAGUAUUUUGUAUUUGAUUUUCAUAUGCCAUCUGUGAUGUUAUUUGAUAAAAUUAUUACUCUAUCGGUCUUACAAUCAAGACACAUAUUAAAAGCAUCAAAACUGUGGGGCAGCUUUAAAUUAGACGUUGGCACCGUCUGGUACCAGCCAGAACAUCAAUUUUAUCACAAAUGGGCUCUUCUUACCGAUCCCGAUGACAUAGCCGGCGGACCCAAGGGAUAUCUAAAAUGUGACAUCAGUGUAAUCGGAAAAGGCGACACAAUCAAAAUACCUCCUAAAACGGAAAAAGACGAAGACGAUAUAGAAGCGAACCUGUUGCUGCCCGAUGGCGUGCCCGUCGACCGGCAGAGGGCCAAGUACGUGGUGCGGAUAUACAGGGCGGACGGUUUGCCGAAAAUGAACAGCACGCUGGUGGCUAACGUGAAAAAAGCAUUCACCGGCGAGACCCGUGACCUGGUCGACCCGUUCGUGCAAGUAUCGUUCGCCGGGCUCACCGGCAAAACGAGCGUACGGAAACACAGCUAUUCACCUGUGUGGAACGAGCAGAUUGUUUUCUCUGAAAUGUUCCCGCCUCUAUGCCAGCGGAUUAAAAUUCAACUGAAGGAUAACGAUCCGGUGAACACGAUCAUCGGUACGCAUUUCAUCGACCUCAAAUCCAUAUCAAACGACGGUGAAAGAGGGUUUCCACCGACUUUUGGCCCAACGUUCAUACACAUGUAUGGAUCAACGAGGGAUUACAGUAUUUUAGACAAGCACGCCACACUCAACACUGGACUCGGUGAAGGGGUCUCGUACAGAGCUAGAUUGUUGGUAGCGAUUCGAACUGAAAUCACCGAAAAUACUGAAUUUAUGAACUCCGGUGUAGAUGUUGAACCAACCUAUCCGAUCACAGAGACAUCGUACUGUAGAAACGAAGAAUUUUUUUUAUUCAUGACCAUUUUAGACGCAUCGAUGAUAGACAAAAAACUAGGAGAGAAACCGAUAUAUUUCGAACUGAGUAUAGGGAACGCCGGAAAUAUGAUUGAUGGUCAUAACGAGUCUAGUUCUCAAGAAGAUCACGAUAAAAUCAAUGUGCUUGAAAGUGUAAUUUCGGAAUCCUGGCAAAGCACGACGGCAGCCAUAAAGCCAAUAUCCAAUGAUAAAGUGUAUUAUUACUUGCCGUUACGAGAGGACAAGCCCUGUUUACAUGUUAAAUCUAUAUGGCCGGAUUACAGGAGGAGAAUGUAUAAUUCGAAUAUUAUUAACAAAAUAUCAGAUAAACUAGAAGAAGGCUUAAACGAGGUAUCAUUCUUGGUUGACGAUGAUGAUCCGGGUAAAGAAGAAAAGCUAAAAUUCGUCCUAGAUGAACUAUCAUCUAGUUGCAACCGAUAUGUAAAUUUCACUAAGGGUGUAGGCUGUGGUCAAGGCUUAGGAAAAACAAAGUUAGACAAAGAGAGGAUGAAACUAUGUCUCCGGGAGAUGGAACAAAUCGGAAAAAUGUCAAGAACGUUGAAAGCUAUAGUUACCAAAAAUUCAUUUAAAGAACGGUACCGAACCGCUACAAGCUAUUUACAAAAGAUCAAAGCACUCAUCGAAGAUCCGCAACAUUCUUUGCCUGACAUUUUUCUGUGGAUGGUGAGCAACGGUAAGAGAGUAGCUUAUCAAAGAAUCAUGGCUAGGCACUUGAUCUAUUCUGUAGCCGACGAAGAAUGUGGAAAGUUUUGUUCAAAAGUUCACACCAUGUUCUUGAAGUUGCCGGGCAAGAAAAACUACGGUUCGUCGGGUUGGUCGGUGCCUGCUAAACUGCAAGUGUACACGUGGCUGGGAGAGAUGAAGCACAAAAAGUACCUGGCCAACGGACUGCCGAAGGGUUACAAUAUCACACCCGAACUCUUCAAUGCGGAAAACCCAAGAUUGCCACCACCGGCCUACAUUCAUUAUUGCGAAAAAUACACGUUCCAGCUGAGGGCGUACAUGUACCAGGCCCGAUCAUUGAUUGGUUCCGAUGCGUCCGGUUUGUCCGACCCGUAUGCGCAAAUCAUAUUUUGCGAAAAUUCGACCAAAACACAAGUGAUAGACGAAACAUUGAGUCCGACAUGGGACGAACUGCUAAUCAUCGACGAGGUGAUACUGUACGGGACGAAGGACGACAUCAAAACGCAUCCGCCCACCGUUGUCGUGGAGAUAUUCGAUCAAGACAAAGUGGGUAAAUCCGAAUUUAUUGGUAGAACUGUAGCCAAACCACACAUAAAACUUUUGGAAGACGAAUACGUCCGACCCGAAUUUCCGCCGUCGUUGGAAUGGUAUGACGUGAACAGAGGAAUGGAACACGCUGGAGAACUUUUAGCUACGUUUGAACUGUUACAACUUCCCAACGCCCUAAUUGGCGAAAGUGCAUUGUUACCGCCUCUACCGAAUCCUAAAGACGUUUAUUCGAUAACAGACGGUGGUCAACAAUGUGAACUAAUUUUACCAAUUCCAAAAGAUAUCAGACCCACUUUAGCAAAAUACAGGAUUGAAGUAUUAUUCUGGGGCCUCCGAGAUCUGAAACGCGUUCACUUAAUGACCGUAGACAAGCCGCGGGUCGAUAUUGAAUGUGCUGGCCAUAUACUAUACUCGUCCAUCAUACAAAAUGCCCGUAAAAAUCCAAACUUCAGUACUCCUGUCAAAUUUUUAGAGUUAGAACUUCCGGAACAAGAACUUUAUCGGCCACCUCUCACGAUACGCGCCGUCGACUGUCGAAGUUUUGGUAGAUUUACGUUAGUGGGCACACAUCUAAUAAAUUCAAUUCAUAGAUACAUGUACGUUCCAAUCACAAAAAAGAGAGAAGCACUCGAACGGAAUAAAUCACCAUUACAACAAUCACAACAAGUUGACUUAAAAAAAAACCAAACAAACAUCAGUCGAUUUACCAAAAGCGAUCAAAAUUCCAGUACCAACAAUAACACUCAGUUGAUUGGAAAAAAUCAUUUAUUUGAUAUAAAAGAUAAUGACAUCAUAACCAUUAGCUAUGGUUCUAGCCAUCUGACCCAAAAAGAUAUAAAAACACAAUUCAACAAAAAUCGUAAACAAAGUGCCGAGGAAGUGAUAGAAUUAAAAAAUGACGACAGUCGAGAUUGGUGGACGAAAUAUUUCGCAUCUGUUGAAAGCGCCAUCGUUGAAGAAAAUCGAAAAACAGCUUACGGAGAUACUAACGGGUUAUUGCCAAUCCAAAUAGAACCUACCCAGAACGAUGUUAAACAAACCAAAAAAAGUACAAAGACAUCACGUUUCGUGGCGAAAUUGAGUCCAAAAAAAUUUCAGAGAAAACGGGAAAUCACUAAAAUCGCUACUAUGAAGAUAUAUUCUAAUGAACUUGAAGCGCAAUCAGAAUUUAACGGCUUUCGGGAAUGGUUAUUACCAUUUGACUUGUAUCGAGGUAAAAAAACCGGUGACGAUGUAGAAGAUGAUGCGAGGAUCGUGGGGACGUUUAAGGGUUCAAUUAAAGUAUACAAAUGGCCCCUACCGAAGGACAUCGAAGACCACACGAUAAUGGGGUUUGAUCCUCAGUACGGAUUCUUUCAAGGUUUACCUUCGAACGAUCCAAUCCAUGUACUAGUAAGAGUCUACAUAGUGAAAGCUAACGAUCUCCAUCCUAUGGACAUCAAUGGCAAAGCUGAUCCAUAUGUAGUGUUGCAAUUAGGCUCAAAAAAAAUUAGUGACAAGGAUAAUUACAUAUCUAAACAACUCAAUCCGGUUUUUGGAAAGUGUUUUGAAAUAGAAGCGACAUUUCCUCAAGACUCUAUGUUAACAGUACAAAUAUUAGAUUGGGAUCUGUUGGGAUCUGACGAUUUAAUAGGAGAGACCCGAAUAGACUUAGAAAAUAGAUUCUAUAGUAGACACAGAGCGACCUGUGGUAUUCCUAAAACUUAUGAAUUAUCGGGGUACAAUCGAUGGAGGGAUUCGAUGAAGCCUACACAGAUAUUAGCUAAACUAUGUAAAGAAGCCAAAUUAGAUCCGCCAGUGUAUUUAAACGGAACCGUGAAAAUCGGCACGAAAACGUUCUGUCUUCAAAACAAUACUGAGGAUACCAUUGAAUGGUAUAGCUCCAAAGGCACGGAAGAACACAUGGCGUUAGCCGUCUUGCACAAUUGGCAUGAAAUACCCCGGAGAGGUUGUCAUCUAGUGCCCGAACACAUCGAGACCCGACCACUGUUCAUAGCAGACAAAGCUGGAAUCGAAAGAGGAAAACUGGAAAUGUGGGUUGAUAUGUUUCCGAUGGAUAUGCCUCUUCCGGGGCCGGCGUUGGACAUAUCACCGAGAAAACCGAAAUCGUACCAGCUUCGGGUGAUAAUUUGGAACACGGACGACGUAGUGCUGGAAGAUGACGCUUUUUUCACGGGGGAGAAAAUGAGUGACAUCUACGUUAAAGGGUGGUUGAAAGGUCCGGAGGACUGUCAGAGCACAGACAUACAUUAUAGAUCGUUGACGGGAGAGGGUAACUUCAAUUGGAGAUUUGUUUUUCCGUUCGACUAUCUGGUAGCGGAAGAAAAAAUUGUUAUAUCUAAAAAAGAAUCGCUCUUCUCGUGGGACGAAACAGAGAGCAAAAUACCAGCCAGGCUCGAGCUCCAAGUGUGGGACGCCGAUCAUUUUUCGGCUGACGAUUUUUUAGGAGCUUUGACGUUGGACCUGAAUAAUUUCCCACGUGGUGCCAAAUCCUCGAAAUUAUGCACAUUGGAAAUGCUCAAGUCAGAUGGGUCAGUUCCAAUGGUUAACAUAUUCAAACAAAAACGUGUUAAGGGCUGGUGGCCAUUUUACGUCAAAAAAGAAAACGAGGAGAUGGAAUUGACGGGAAAAGUUGAAGCCGAGUUGCAUUUACUUACCACCGAGGAAGCAGAAAAAAUCCCUGCGGGUAUCGGUCGCAACGAACCGGACCCAUUAGAUAAACCUAACCGACCUGACGCUUCAUUCAUGUGGUUCCUAAAUCCGUUUAAAUCUAUACGGUACAUCAUUUGGCACAACUAUAAAUGGAAGAUUUUGAAGGGUAUCAUUGUAUUGGCAAUAUUGGUUAUGUUGAUACUGUUCUUCUACUCUAUUCCUGGUUACAUGGUUAAAAAAAUGUUGGGAGCUUAAUAUUUUGUUUUACCAAAAGUAUCAUGAUAUAAAAUCCUCAACUCACUGUUUUAGUGUAGUAAGGUAAACAUCAUGUGUACUUUUAAUCGUUAUUUUUAUUUUACAUAUCAAUAUCGUUAUUAAUCUAUAACAUAUUCUAAAAGGUAAAUUUUUACAUUUAUGUCCAUCUUGUACCAAACUAGUAUUCAAUACAUCAGUGGUUCAAAGUAGUUCCAUAUAACUUUUAUAUUAUUAUCCGAAUCUCUACAAAAGUGUGUUCAGCAAAACGGUUUCCUGAAACUAAACCAAUUUAUUAUAUAAUUGUCAUUAAAUAAUUUAAUAUAUACUAAUAUGUACUAGAGUAAUUUCGAUUUCCCGUUUAUUUUUGAUAUGACACACAAUGAUGGAAUUUGAGCUAAAAUGUAAUUUUUAUCAAAAUAUAAAUAAAAAGCUUUAGUAGUUUGAUCAUAUUUCUAUAAAAGUAAUAAAUUAAACCAAUAUCACUAAUAUGGAUUAGAAAAAUUGUACAUUACAUGUUAAUUAAAUUACAUACAAUGUUAAUAUAUUAAGA